Messenger RNA from Lethenteron reissneri (Far Eastern brook lamprey), 2984 nucleotides. It is a transcript of the gene YBEY, whose product is annotated as ybeY metalloendoribonuclease. Gene Ontology annotation, biological process: rRNA processing. NCBI's taxonomy places the organism in Eukaryota, Metazoa, Chordata, Hyperoartia, Petromyzontiformes, Petromyzontidae. Gene Ontology annotation, molecular function: metalloendopeptidase activity. The record is from RefSeq and is a predicted model, not a curated record.
UAAAAUUUAACCACGAGGGAGACAAAGGCGGCCGGGCGUGGUCUUCAUAGAUGCUCGCUAUAACAGCACUUGCCCCAAAAGUGUGUAAAGCUAUACGGGGGAUGUUUGUCUUUGAUCAAUUUUGAGUACAUCAUCUGCGAGUAUAUUUUCGGCAUUGUGAUACUACGAUGGUACACGGCGCGUGUUUGCUAUGGGAUCGAACAGGAGGGGUCGCUCACGCACUUGCGCCUCCUGCUCGCUCGCGGCUUUAACGUCUCGCUGCCGACACGCUCCCUCGCUGCCCAGAACCUAGCGUUUGUGUACCACCCUGCCGCCUGUAAUAACACCUGCGGGAUGAGAUAGUGCUGAAUGUUGCUGGCCCGCUGCUCCACGUGUUAAGGGUCAGGGUGCCUGCGCCGUCAACUCCCGCCGCUUGCCGGGCCCGCACCGUGCGCCGCUUGCCGGGCCUGGGAGUGGAGGCUGCGGCGCUCAUGGUACAAGUUAGCGGUGGUGGUGGUGCUGAGUUUGUUAAAGAAACGCCGGUCUGUCUGUCGGUCCCCUCGCCUGAAUCUGCCAGUCAAACCACGGCACCUGCACCGUCUGUUCCGUGAAAUUCCUGCCAGCAGCGAGCCUCCGGACACCUCAAGUGGCUUCGAAGUGCACCUAGCCUGGCACAAGCGCCGUGGUUGGGCGGCGGUAGUUGGUGGUGAUAGUUGUGGCCGUGCAGUUAGCUUAGUUAUGGUGGUGGUUAGUGGUGGUAUGAGUGUGCUAAUCCGUAACGCGCAGGCCCUGGUGCCCGUGUCCCGCUCGCGUUUGCGGCGCGACGCGGAGCUGCUGCUGCGCGUGCUGCUUGUGACUGGCCGCUCGGCGCCUCCUCCACCUCCUCCUCCUCCUCGUCGCCUCCUCCUCUCCGCACUCUGCGUCUCCUCGCCUCGCAUCCGCAACCUCAACCUCCACUACCGCGGGGAAGACCGCGCCACUGAUGUGCUGGCGUUCCCCUACGCGCAGGUCGUGGCUCCAGGGGUGCUGCUGGAAGCCGAGGACGGCACGGGCGACUCUCUGGGGGACGUGAACCUGGGGGAUGUGUACCUGGGGGUGAGCUACAUCCAGCAGAGCCUGCGUGCAGGAGAACGUUUUCAUGACGCGCUCACGGUGACUUUAUUACAUGGCAUGUGCCAUUUACUGGGCUACACCCAUGAUACCAUGGCCGAUUGGAAGCAGAUGUACGAGAAGGAGAGCGAGGUGCUGUUGGAAUACGGCCGCAUCACGGGCGUCACGCUCGCGCCUCUCACAGCUGGGACGUUCUGACUCCCACCGUCGAAACCUGCUCGAGCUGCGGGUGGCACAAUAUUGUACAGAGAUGCCUCAAGAACCUUACCACGCUCUGCUAUGUCAGCCUCACCACCUCUCCACGCUCUACCAUGCCAGCCUCCGGACAAUGACUUUGGCAACUACCUCGUUACCCUGGAAGCCCCUCUCGAACUUUUGGGAUGGUGACGUGGCUCAGAGUUAGCAAGUUUGCCGCUUAUUACAGAGGCUCGUAGUUACAAUCCGGCAGGCCAUCAUUAAUACUGCGGUGUGUGUAUGAACCGUAAAAUACCACUCCUCAUCUGCUUCAGAGUGGACGGAAAAGAUACCCUGUCGUAAUUUGAGACGGGGAGGCCAUUGUGUGCUGGCGUUUUGGUCCAAAUUCGAAAAAAUAACAUACACACAGCAGCAACAUCGCUCCCUACUAUGAAGUGACCGCAGACUGAAACAGAGCAGCGCCUUCCUUUGUGAUAGCCUUGCGCUGUAACAAUGACAGCAUGAAUACCAAAUUGAUGGUAUGAAUUUUUUUUAAAUCAAUUGCUGAGGACUAGCACAAAUAUUUAUAAUGGCAAGUGGCCAGCAACAAGCAGCACUAUUGAAGGUCUAACAAUUUGCAUUCACGUUUGGAAGUCAAUUGUAAAUACUGAAUACAUUAUGGACGAUGCUGAACACAUAAAACAAAGUAAUCAUGAUUGUUCUGGGUUAUGUUUUAUUAUUUUGUGUCGAACUCGAUCCAAAUCCAUUGGAGGAGAGGGUCCUAGUGUAUAAACAUCUGGCAGUUCACCAGGAAACCUGAUUCUGCUGAUGUCAAAACUGGUAUAAAACCGGUCCAGAGUUUAUAAUUUGCACUCCUGUAGUUUUUUGUAAUUGUUGUUUUACUUGUUUACCUGCCCCUACUGGACCUCUGUGAAAAGAGCGUCAUAGCUCAUUGGAUUCGUCCUGCGGAAUCAAUACAGAUUAUGAUUCGUCCUUGUGUUGAACAAAUGCUGCUGAAAUAAUGCACUCCCUGAAGGAGGCUGUGCCGCUGAUGGGAUGCGUCAAAAUGCGUUUAUUUUGUAUGGAGGGAAGGAUGUGUGUGGAGGCAGUGAGCUGUCUGCAGUUAUUUUGUAAUUGUCUACAACAACGCCAAUGUAUGUUUCAAUGUUGCAUUCCUUGGUAUUUAGGAGCGUAUCACAAACGCCUCCUGCUGCUAAUCAUCAUCAGCCAUGAUUGAUCCACUGCUGGAUGAAGGCCUCCCCAAGUCGCCACCCAGGUGUUGACAUGGGUGUGCGCCAUGGUGGCGAGAUGUGAACUCCCUCGCCUGCUGUGUAGGAGGUCGUUGGUUCAAUCCCGACCCUGACGCGCCAGCUGUAUAUAUUUGGAGUUUGCAUGCCUCUCUCCCCGUGGUCGUGUGGAUUUUUCGGUCCUCCGGUUUUCCCCUCCACAUUUAGAAUCAACAUUCGUUUUCGUAUUUGGCUACUAUACAUUUCCAAAUGAUCGGCCACUUCAUUCAACUAUCAUUUUGGCCAGGUCACUUCUGAAUAAGAGCAGCGCAGUGGGCCUUAAAAAUCGUCCAAAAUAGCGUGACGUCUUUAUGGACAGCCCCUUUGUUUAAUUUGCUUAUAUUUUUCAGUGCUGUUUACAAUUCCUAUACGUCGCACUCCUAUUGUGUUUUUGUAUUGUCUGUUGUUCUAACGUUCUGACCUGCCCCCAUACUG